This is a messenger RNA of Topomyia yanbarensis, 1527 nucleotides long. Its product is annotated as nose resistant to fluoxetine protein 6-like. Lineage: Eukaryota; Metazoa; Arthropoda; Insecta; Diptera; Culicidae. The record is from RefSeq and is a predicted model, not a curated record. Bases 1 to 1497 code for a protein of 498 amino acids. Gene Ontology annotation, molecular function: acyltransferase activity, transferring groups other than amino-acyl groups. The transcript has 4 exons.
AUGAGUGUAAUCUUCAGCUUUAUUGCUUGCGUAAUAGCAAUGAGUACCGUCUACGAAGUGAUUAGCUUAAUGAAUCACCGGGAACCACGUCAUACUUUCGUCAUGUGCUCACUCUACUCCAACGGUAACAAAUUGUUCCAGAUAAUAAAACGCCCACAAUUCGCUGGACAGCAAAAGUCCGAGAUAAUCGAUUGUCUCAAUGGAAUCCGUGUGCUCUCCAUGGUCUGGAUAAUUUUCAGUCACAACUUCUUGAUGGUGCUUUCAUCCCCACUGGACAACCAACUAGCGAUCUACGACUGGGUGAAAUCCUACCACAGCAUGCUAGUGCUCGCGUCCACCGUUUCCGUCGAUUCCUUUUUCCUGCUAAGUGGAAUGCUUGUUUGCUGGAGUCUUCUAAAAGAGCUGGAUAAAAAUCGAAAACUGAAUCUCCCAUUAAUGUACCUCCAUCGGUAUCUCCGUUUGACACCGGCCUUCGCUGCAUUGAUACUAGCUUCGGUUACUCUGGUGAAGUAUCUUGGAUCGGGACCGUUCUGGAAUUCUUCGUCGGCUGCUUUAGGUAACGCGUGCGAAACCUACUGGUGGUCUGCACUGCUGUACGUGCAGAACUACGUCAAUCCAACGAAGAUCUGUUUGGGUCACUCGUGGUAUCUAUCGGUGGAUAUGCAACUUUACGUUCUAUCACCGCUGAUUAUCUACCCACUGUGGCGAUGGGGCCGUAAGAUUCUGAUCGCAAUUGUCAUCUUAGUUCUGUUAUCGAUGGGAUGCGUAUUUGCGACGAUCCAAGUGAAAAAUAUACGGAUUGCCUUCGCAGCUACAGGGCAAUUACCAAAUCGAAUGACCCUCACGUACUAUCCGACACAUGCGCGCAUGGGAGCCUGGUUGGUUGGUGUUGUUCUAGGUUAUAUUUUACACGAAACGAAAGGUCGUCGGUUUGUGAUGUCAAAGCUUGCUGUGGUCUUCGGUUGGAUUGCGUCACUCGUCGCCAUGGCAGCGAUAAUCUUUGGUUAUUAUCCUCUACAGCAACCGGACACGUACACGGAUCAUUCCUUGGUCGUGGAUGCUUUGUACGAGUCAACGAACCGGGUAAUCUGGGCCUGCUGUCUAGGCUGGAUAGUGUUCGCGUGCGUCAACGGAUACGGUGGUCCCGUGAACACUUUCUUGAGUUUUCCGGCAUGGCAGCCGCUGGGGCGACUGUCGUACAGUAUGUAUCUUUUGCAUUUACCGCUGCAAGUAAUGUUGACGGGAGUUUUGAAAAGUACGACACACUUCGAUGACAUGAGCGUAGUGCACAGGUUCUGGGGAGAUUUUGGUUUUACAGUCACCCUGGCGCUAGUGUGGAGUUUAGCGUUCGAGUCGCCAAUUGUUGGACUAGAGAAGCUUCUGUUCGGGACACGAAGGAAACCGAGUGCCAUGAAGCAAUCAUUGGUGGCGGAAGAGCAAUCCGGGGGGAACGCUAGCGACUCCACUGCUAGUUUACCCCAUAAAGAAAUAGUUUGAGUUAAAAUUGAAAAUAAAUCGAAGGAGGGA